Xyrauchen texanus (razorback sucker) is the source of this 1207-nucleotide messenger RNA. RefSeq names its product cAMP-dependent protein kinase inhibitor gamma-like. The transcript has 3 exons. Gene Ontology annotation, cellular component: nucleus; cytoplasm. The coding region runs from base 246 to 482 and encodes 78 amino acids. Gene Ontology annotation, biological process: negative regulation of cAMP-dependent protein kinase activity. Gene Ontology annotation, molecular function: cAMP-dependent protein kinase inhibitor activity. Lineage: Eukaryota; Metazoa; Chordata; Actinopteri; Cypriniformes; Catostomidae. The record is from RefSeq and is a predicted model, not a curated record.
AAUCCCUUUUUUUCAUUGUGUUCAGUUGACUGUCAGAAGAAGGCUGGAUUUUGGGGGUCUCUGUUCUCUGUCUCUUUUGUGGGUCUUGACGGAACCGUUCAAUUGUAAUCAACUGAAUCAGAGUCUGGAAUGCAAGAAGAGCUUUCCGAAAUCAAAGGGAAUCCUGGCAAAGAGGGAACUACGUAUUAACAAGUGGAAGAAAGUGAAGCGGAUCAAGGUGUAAUGAGAGGGCCUUUCUUAAGCAGAUGAUGGCAGACGUUGAGACGUCGUAUUCAGAGUUUAUAAACUGUGACCGUACGGGUCGCAGGAAUGCUGUGCCGGAUAUUAAAGGAGAGGGGGUAGUGGCGGGUAUCAGUGAAAUUACCAAAGACAUGGCUCAGAUGGACCUGAAAGCCACUGAGGGAGAAACCUCUGGAUCUCCAGCCCCUGAAGUGGAGGCAUCCGGGAGCCAGGACAAUCCAGGGCAUGAAGGACCAUCAUAAAGCUCAAGAAUGACCUGAAGGAGAGAAGAGCUUGGGGAGUUCUCUCCUUUAUCAUAACUAAUUCUCCUCAUCUUUGCUCAUCGGGUAGCAGUGAAGAGCUCCUCUCAUAGACUGCCAUUAAGGUGGAUGUCCACCCAUUGCAUGCUGUUGAGUGCCUAAGAGAUAGAUGGAGAAGACACUGCCUUUGCAAACACUACUACAUGGGAUGGAUAUGUUGAGGACUGGCUUGAGCAUUCAUUGACAGUGCCAAGUGAUGGAAUUUUUUUUUUUUUUUUAAUUACAGAUCAAACAGAAGCACAGAUAUUUUGAUAUAUUUCCAUCCCAAACUAAACUGUUUAUUAGGAAUGUGAGUUAUUGGUGAAAUACUCAGACCUACUGUAUACUAUAAAUAGUACCAAAUAUAGCCUUUUUGUUACAGUCCAUGCACCGAUGACUUAUUAUUAGUUAUUUUUUAUUUUUAAAUACAAUGACCACUACAAUUGAAGUAGGUCUGAUUAUAAACAAGAAUUCCUGAAUGUUUCCUAAGGUCAGAAGAGAAUUGUUUCUAUACUUCAUUACUUAAUGUAAUACAAAUGUAACAUAAUUAACCAUAUUUAUGUAGUAUCUGAUUUAUUGUUUUCUGCUUCUGGCAUUGUUUAGUGGUUUUUGUCAAACUCUCAAAAACACUUGUUGAAACACUGCAUUUAUAUUGUGACUAUAAAUGUAAGUACCUUAUAAAUAAACAG